This is a messenger RNA of Penicillium alfredii, 1890 nucleotides long. RefSeq lists its product as uncharacterized. The coding region runs from base 1 to 1890 and encodes 629 amino acids. The transcript is spliced from 3 exons. The record is from RefSeq and is a predicted model, not a curated record. Lineage: Eukaryota; Fungi; Ascomycota; Eurotiomycetes; Eurotiales; Aspergillaceae.
AUGUAUCUUUGGAAAGCAUUGUCAUUACUGCCGUUGGUACAUAAUGUCGUUGCCAACUCCUUCGACGAUGAUUUGAUGUCCUUUGUGACGCUUCCUGGUGUCCGAGCCUUGAAAUUCAAUGUCGAACACCACGACCGCACUCGCCUAGCCCCCGGAUAUUGGUUCGUCGCACCGUACUCGGGCAUUGGUCCAGAGGCCCCCACCCAGAAAUAUCAGCAGUUCCAAGUCGGCCCGUAUAUCUACGACAACGAUGGCAAACUCGUCUGGGCUGGUUCCCCCGUUUAUGACAAUCGCAAUACUUUCGAUUUCAAGCCGGUACACAACAUCGAUGACGACUGGUACCUGUCAUGGAUCGUCGGGUGGAAGCAUGACGACUCGCACAAGGGAAACGGAGUAGUGAUGGAUCACAAAUACCAGAUCAAGAACGAAGUGCAAGUGGUCAAUGACCUUCACGACUUCAACAUGCACGAGUUCACCGUCCUGCCCGGUGGCAAGACGGCGUUGGCCUGCACCUACCGACGCAUGAUGAUCAACCUGGCCGAUUUUGGGCGGCCCGGAGAGGAAACCGGUGUUGUCCUAGGCGGAUUUGUCGAGCUCGACACCACAACGAGUCAGAUUAUCACCGAGUGGGAUUCCCGCGACAAGAUCGCCCCACACGAGUCGGAGAUCCUGAAGCCAGAGGACCCGAAUCACCCCAUUGAAGACGCCGCCGACUACGUGCACAUCAACUCGGUCGACAAGAAUGCCGCCGGCGACUACCUCAUCUCGAUGCGGUUUACGAGCACCAUCUAUCUGAUUUCGGGCGCGGAUGGCCACAUCAUCUGGCGGCUCGGUGGGAAAGAAAGCAGCUUCAUCCAGGACUUUGUAUUCUCUCAGCAACAUGAUGCCAGUUUCGUCGAGUCCGACGGCACCCGCCAUGUCAUUUCGAUUCUGAACAACGGCGGCUGGGAAGGUGCCGAGGUCGAGCCGAUAUCGUCGGCCCUCGUCGUUGAGCUUGACACCAGCGUCACACCUGGGACGGCCAAGGUCAUCCGGCGCGUGAACCGUCCCGAUAAAGGGAUGACCAAGCUCCGCGGCAGCGCCCAGGUGCUCCCCAACGACAACCUGUUCGCCGGCUGGAGCGAAUGGGGCUACCAGAGCGAACACGCACCGAACGGCGACGUGUUGAUGACCGCCCGCUUUGCCUCGGAGCGUUUCUCGACUUACCGCACAUACAAGUCGGAGUUUAUCGGCCGCCCCAAAACGCCGCCGGCUGUGGUCGCCGCCGUCUACGGCACCAACAAGGACGACUUGAGCACGACCAUCCACGUCAGCUGGAACGGCGCCACAGAGGUGGCCUCAUGGAAGUUCUACGCCCGGUCCUGGGACCGGGGCACCCCCGUAUUCAUUGGGAGUACCAACAAGACCGAUUUUGAGACCUUGUUCAUUGCUAACGGCUACAUGGACUGGAUCUCCGUUGAGGGCAUCGAUCGCAACGACUCGUCGCUGGGAUCCUCGGACGUGCAUCGCAGUAAGACCCCGAUGGACUGGAAAGCUGCGGGCUUCCGUGGUGCUGACAACGGGCCCUCGCCGGAAAACCCGGCGGUUAUUUACUCGACCAUGGAGGACGUGCAGGCUUCCACGGGCAAUGGCGACCCCGCAGCGCCCCAUCGCGAGCCGGGCGUGUACUCGGACGCCAAGAAGCUUGCCCAGGAUGUCCACCAGGCUUCCGAGCUCAUCCGCAAGGUGCUCGGCCUGCUGGGUUUCAUCGUGACGGUUAGCGUCGUCGGUGGCGUUGGGGUCAUCUUGUUCCGUGUGUGUCGCCGCCGCCGUAUGCGCUCUUACUUGCAUGUCCCCCAAGACGAGGGUCUUCUCACAGAGCAGAUGCAGGUACAAUCCUCUCGUGUUUGA